AUGAAUCAUUUUAAUAAUAAUAAAAACAAUAGUAAUAAUAAUAGUAAUGGUAACGGUAAUAGUCCACCUCCGUUAACUACCAAUGGAAUAGAUAGUAUUAAUAGUCAACUACAAUCACUCAAUUUCACAACUACAUUGAAUCAAUCGUUCGAUUUAACAAGUUCGACUGGUUCACUGUCGGAUUCAUUCGGAUCGAGUAGCGGUGGUAGUGGCGGUAGCGGUGGUCUAUCAACUUCAACUGGUUCAAAUAGUGGGAAUAGCAAUAAUAACAAUAACAAUAAUAAUAAUAAUAAUAGUAAUAAUAAUAAUAGUAAUGUUGCAAAUUUUACAUCAUUAAGAACAAGUAAAGAAUCAACCAAUCCAUUAUCAAAUAGUAAUAACAAUAACGAUGAAAACUACUCAAUGGCAAAGAUCUACUUGAAUAACAAGCCAAACCUCUCUAAUCAACAAAGUCUCGGUAGAGUAGACUUUAACAUGAAAUCAGAGGAUUUAGAUCAAUGUUGGUUUCACAAAGAAGCAACAAGAGAUGUUUCAAUUGCUUUAUUAGAUUCAAAACCAUCUACCAAGUUCACAACCAGGCAGCUAUGCAAUGUCUUGGGUCAAGGGUCAAGGCGAGAUCGGACACAAUCUGAUAUACGGUUUGUGUCCGGGAUACUCGUUGAAGCAGAACCCUACGAAUCCGACCGAUCGAUUUUGGUCGUUGCAAGCGUUGGUCGAGGGAUGCGACUACCUCAACCAGCCCAUCACAGUGUCGUCGGCGACUGCAUCGAUUGCCAAGUCGUCGAAUGCCAAAACCAACAGCGAAAGUUGAUGUGGAGUUUACAUAUUAUCGAAAAUCCAAACGAAAACGUUAAUCGUUCUGAAAAGAGAACUUGUGUAAAUAUAGUAUUGGUGGAUUAUGAAAUAGAACAAACAAAACAAAAACAAACAAAAGCAGAUAUGAUGAAAAUGAAACAACAACAACAACAGAAACAACAAAAGAAAUCACCUAUAUUUUAA
Heterostelium album PN500 is the source of this 999-nucleotide messenger RNA. RefSeq lists its product as uncharacterized. The transcript is spliced from 5 exons. Lineage: Eukaryota; Evosea; Eumycetozoa; Acytosteliales; Acytosteliaceae. The coding region runs from base 1 to 999 and encodes 332 amino acids. The record is from RefSeq and is a predicted model, not a curated record.